This is a messenger RNA of Amoebophrya sp. A120, 6259 nucleotides long. The record is from the annotation of a GenBank genome assembly. Lineage: Eukaryota; Dinophyceae; Syndiniales; Amoebophryaceae.
GGCUCAUGGAUGUCCUCGGCGCUCUGGAUUUCUUUUGCCACGAACCACUUCCAAUCGGUCAAAUAUGUCGAAACAGGUGGGCUACUACAGGGAUGUAAAACUACAUGAAAAUACCUAGUCGCGUUGAUGAUGAGCUCGUCUCAGCUAUAAUAGUCAGGAUUAAGCACUCUAUCUGUAUGAGUUUUAUUUACGGAAUCUUGUCGAACGCAUGGAACGUGAGUCUUCGACACCAGUGUCUCCCCCUCGUGUAAAAAUAUUCGCACGACAUUCUUCGCUUUCUAGCUGCCUUUAGUACAGUUGGGGCAAGAAGAACCACGUCGGCGCGCAAGAAGAACCCGCUGCUUUGCAUACGUUUCGGAAAAUCACGAAAGUAUAAAGUUUUUCUUUGCCCUGUAACUUACUUUGCUUUAUUUUUCUCUAGCCGUUCGUUCUUUGCCCUUGUGACAGAAUAAAUAAUUUUUCCUAAUUCCUAUAUUUUUCGAAAACACGAAGGAAAAAAAUGUACAACGUGACCGUAUUCACCCUGAAGACCUGCCCGCACUGCAUCCGGGCAAAGGCCUUUUUGCGACAGGAAAUCCCCGCCGAGAAGCUGAAUCUGAUCGAAAUCUCGCUGACGGACUACCCGGAGAAACGGCUUGACAUGCUGCAGCUCGCGGACAAAUUAACCGUGCCCCAGAUCUAUCCUCUGCAAAAGUAAUAUGGUAGAAUCUACUUUUUAAACUUAGGUCGAAGCGCAAUAAAUUAUCACAGGACAGACUUCUUCACUAAACGGACUAUAGCAUGAUUGGUGGCUUCAGCACUUUCCUUCUGAAAUAGAAAUGUGUCCUGCUACAUAUAAAUGCUGCGGAUGAAGAGCACGACGGAUGUUUCUUCUACGCACUUUUGCACUGCAUAAGCUUUUUCUGGGAAAAAAACACAUUGGCGGUCGGGAAGAGCUGCAGCGUCUGAUCGGAGGACAGCCAAGUGAACGUAACACUGCAGAAACUGCACUUCAGGAUGAAAAUAGAAAUAUGAUUUCCAGUGAAUUCUUUUCCGUGUUGGAGAGGUUCGCGCUGGAUCUCCCUGCCGACCCGCGCAUGCUGCCGCCGUCCUACCCGCCCCCGGUUGCUUCGGGAGAGUACGCAAAGAUCGCCAUGGCCACCGAAAUUGCGGAACCGAAGGUCGUAUGCAUUGUAUCAAUAGGGGGUCUGCGUCUAGAACUGGACGGCGAGAGAUGCAAACUUGUGAUGCGGAUUAGUCUCAUGAUUCUGGAACAUGCGAAUUAAAUCUGUGUUGCAUAGUCAGCAGAGGACGUCAGAUUUUUGUGUCCCGGACAGGGCGUUGUUCAUUUUUACAUAGUAGGCAUGCAGAACAAGUCUCUGCAGUAGAAUUUGUUUUGCCUGCCUUCUAAAUCUUCUUGCUCUACUACUUCUAGAUGCAAAAACUGCAUGGCAACGUGAAGUGUCUGCCCUUUCCAAGACCCAGACGACCUGUUUGCAUUUGAUAGGUUGUCCUGAAAAAAAUUUUUGUACCAACAUCUUCAUCUUCUUCUGAGGAGCCCGAAAGCCAGAAAAGCGGCGGGAAUCAUAAAGUGGAACUCGGGUACGUGACACUGGUCCGCUCGUUGACAGAAAAACUGAAUCUGUUGACCAAUCCCUACGACCAGGAGCAGGGUCGUGAGGGUUUCUUUUCCAGGCUGUUUUUUUCGUCUAGUGCUGGUGCUGCUUCGACUACUUCUUCGACGUCCGGCACAGCCAAAUCGGGGAGGAAGCGACAAUUUUUCAGGGGCAGCGACCUAGUGGCGGCUGUCACGGAAAUUUUGUUGGAGCUUUCUGCAGCUGGUGACGCAGAGGAGGCGCACGAAGGUUUGGUACUACAACCGGACGACGCACUGUCUGCGUGCGCCGCACUGCUACAGCAGAACGUGAUUUACCCUCGGAAAAAUGGACCACAGCUACAAUCGUGCAGCAGCAGCAGCAGCUCUAAUGCGGCAAACGGAUUUUAUUUCCAGCCGAAGAAGAAGUAUGCGUUAACCGCGUACUAUGCACUGCAAACACGUAGUCUGGGUCUGGAAGGUUGCGCACUGUGAUGUUGCAGCAUCCUGUAGUAGAUCGGAGAAAAUUUUUGAAACUUUGUCCCGCGCGGAUAGCACAACCAAGAUGCCCAUUUUCUUUGACCAUGCUGAAACGCUAUUUCUCAUGCGGAAAUCCCUUGCAAAUGAAGCUGUCGUGAUGCAAUGCCCUACGUUUCAGACCUGGCGGGGCAUCCAUCUAAAAUCUGCAUGCCAACAAGCGCCCGGCCUCAUUCAGACCCAGACGUAUUCGCAUUUGAUACGUUUUCUGGCGUGUUAUCCGGCUCGAAAGACAACUUCGUGCUGAAUAGCUUUGUGCCCAGAAACCUCUUGAUACCAGAUGAAAAGAACAGCAACAACCUGCACACUACAGAAAGAGAUCAACAGGGGGCUCCUGUUGAAACGGCGCCUGGUGAGGACCACACUACCUUUCCGACGUACCCCCUCGCGGUGCUGAAACGCGCGCGGUAUCCACUGCAAAAAUGUUCGGGAGGUCUGGAAAGAUGCAGCAAAUUCGUGUUGCUGAGUCGUGCAUGACAGACGCAGCGGGGUUUGCUUACUUAUACGGCAUAAGUAAUUUUUGCGGCUUGAUGUUAAUGACUAAAUGUAGUUUUGCGAUGAAGCCUGCCUCUUGCAGAUUCAUUCGCAAUAAAUCGCAUGACAAAAAUAAAUAACGCUUUCCCAUGGCACGACAAAAAAGCUAACCCAAUUUCCUCUUCCUGCAGGACAGAACUCUCUGUCAUACGAAUUUCGCAUUACAACCUUACCCCCAGAGCGCUAUUUGCAAUGCAUACCCGGCGAUUUUUUGACAAGGUGGUUUCCGCGAACACGGACAGUGAAACCGGACUUGUGGAUUACGGACGGAUGGCUGCGAGUCCCGAAUUUGACCAGUUUCGGGUCGCGAUCAGCUACUUACAGCUGCUUGACUUGAACGUACACCUGAAAAAGAGGAACGAGGCGUUCGGGGAAAACGUGGCCAAGGCGUUCUGGAUCAACUGCUAUAAUCUGCUCGUGCUCCAUAUCAGCAUGAAAUAAAGUGCCCCUACCUUACAACGGAAGUAGAGUAUUUGUGUCAUUGCAAAAAAUGUGCUGCCCGGUCGUGGGAUAUGAACAUUUGCCAUGCCGCGCAGAGCAGCAUCACAGAUAAUUUUCGACCCAGAAUCUCCAUUCUAGCGACAAUUAUCUGUGUUGUCAAGAAGCGGCGCAAUGUAUUAAGCAGUAUAAUGUCUCAUGCUAAAGACGUAUCGAUCUACUUCACUCGCUUUGAUUCUUCAGCAAGAUGCAGCGCACGUUCCGCGCGCAAUGCAAAAAGUUUCCGUGUAGAUGAAACUUUUCAACGCAAACUCUCUGUCUUACCGGGGGUAGAAGGGCACUUUUCCGUUUCACCCUCCACGCGUUCGCCGAGGCUGGGAUAGCCGAGUUCGAUCUUAUCAACUACAAAAAUGUCUGUGUCUGGAAGAUUGCAAAUUGUCAUGCUGUUUUUGGACUCUAAAAAAAUUUGUAUUGCAUGACCAGCAAGAGGGGUACAAUUUGUGCUACACGGACAGGGCAUUUUUCAUGCGGAAGGUGCAUCAGGAAGAGCUCUAAAAACCUGUGAUGGUAGGGCAUACAUCACAGACAAUCAUGGGUCAUGAGAAAUAUGCAUGACAAAUCUUGCAUUCUUCCAGAUCCAGACAUUUUUACAUUUGAUAGAUCUCGGGCGGUUGCAUUUUUUCGCCGCUGUAAAGUACCAGUUCUCCUUCUCAGCCGGAGCAUUUAUUUCUGGGACAACAUCAGAGGAGAAUAUUUUUAGCAGUCAUAGUACAACUACAACCCAGCAAGAUAAUUAUGCUAUCAAACCGCUACUGCCCUUAUCAAAUGCAAAAAUGUCUGGGUCUGGAAGAAUGCAGGUUUGUCAUACUCGAGAAUCUGUGUUGCAUAGGCACGAAAAGGCCCUCUUACCUGUCAUGCAAAAACGCAGCUUGCCUUUCUUUGCCAUGCGGAAUACGUAAGACAUGGCAGCCAAAAAAUUUGUCAUGCGUAGCUGCGUAUUGCAGUGCGUCUAUCAUUCACUUUUAGCAUUACAGCUUUCCAGACCCAGACAUAUUUGCACUUUAUAGCCCUUUUCCCUGCACGAAAUCGAGAACGGGAUUCUUCGGGGAAACCUGCCGGGGGCGAUCCAGAUGAAGCCGCCCUUUUCGCCCGACCGCUUGAAAUAUCAAGGGGAAAAAUCUCCCCUCCCCAUGUCGGAAACGAAAUUUGUGAUGCUGUAUUUGAGUACACAAACCGACGUGUAUUGCAAGAAGGCCAAGAGCCGUGGUGUGGCCUCGUGUGCAGGCAAUUUGUCAUGCUGUUUCCCAUUUCCAGCUGGCCCCUGUCAUGCUGCAGAUGCAAGGCCUUCCCACGCCGCCCAGCACUACAGUCCGCAUCUUUUCCCUUGUAGCAUGACAAACCUCAUUUGUGGCCACAAAUCUGCAUCACAGAUUUCCGUUUUGAUAUGGGGAGGGGGGAUUUUUCUUCUUGAUAUGAAAAACGAAAAGUUCAUCCUUCCUCGCGGCGAGUACCGGCUGCACUUUGCGCUAAACUGCGGCGCCUAUCAGAGUGCACAACAGCAUUUGACGGUCUUUCUCCUGGUGGAAGUAUUUGUCUCCUUUUUUCAUGCAAAAUUUUUCCAGAUGCUCUUAGAACUAGAAGUCUUGGCUUUGACACUGCCACUGUUUGCAUGACAAGUUCCGGAAGUAGCGGGCCAAAUGCUAUUGCAAUGCGUACAAUAUGGAAGAUUCGUAGUGCGGAAGCUUCAUUCGUGGCACUGCUUCCGUUGCUGCUCCUGCAGCAUCACAACUUUUCUAAAUAACUGGGAGGAUGAGAAACAGAAAGAGAAGUUUAAGUUUUGCACUCUUAUAGUGCCCGCAGCUGCCCACCGAUCAAGUGGUUCUCUGCAGAAGCGUGCGGUAGCAACGGCAAAUAUGUGUCGCGGGUCCUCUGGAUGAAAGUUGUCAUGCUAGUAGCAACAUGCGGAUGUUGGCAAGCAAUGCAUAGACCACACUUCCGCAUCUUUAUGACAAAAAAAGUUCCCGCUCCUACGCUUUGCCUAUACAACAUACGCAUCUUCAAAAUAGUUUACAGUUCUUUUGCGUCACAAAGAAACCCCUAGGCUUCUCCAGCGCAAUCGAUACAACAUGACAGCAUCGAUACACUUGCUAGCUAAGCAUUACAAGUUUAUUCCGCACAUUUUUACAACUUCUUCCAGAAGAACCCAGACAUCAAGUUUGUGAUGCAUAUAUGACGAGGAGCUCCGGAUUGUGUCGAUGGCGUUUCUGGAGCAAGAGGAAAAUUUGGCAGUUUCGGAGAACGAGGGAACGAUAUUGAGAGGAAAAAUCCCCCCUCCCCAUACCAGAACGGGAUACUUCUCAAAAUUUGUCAUGCUGAUUUGAGGUCACAAAUCGUCUCUGUAUUGCAAGAAGACAAAUAAAAAAACCCCGCCGCGUUAUGCAGGCAAUUUGUGAUGCUGUCUGGCCUACAGAGAAUGUCCAUACCUUGCUAGGCGCCUACACCAAAACGUCCUUAAUCCGGCUGCGUAUCUGUCUGCAGUCCUCUAUUGCAAGACAAAGCCGAUUUGUGUACACAAAUCCCGCAUCACAGAUUUCCAUUUCGAUAUGGGGUGGGGGGAUUUUUCCUUUUGAUAAACGAAGUCCGCGGUUUUGUACUUGAGCAAGAUUUUUCACUGGUACAGCAGGGACUUCACGACCACAACCUCCAGGAACUACCGAUACAACUCACAGCACGAGGAUGUUGGUACACCAAGCAGGAUGGAUACAACUUCCAGCGCAGGGGAGGUGGGACAAGAUCAGGACGUUCUUGAAACCCCAUAUAAUAAUGAUAAUUUUUCCGACCAGCAGCGACUCGUCUCCCUACUGACCAGGCACACGCGGGGGGAAAAACGAGAGAAGCUGGUGAGGUUGUUACAGGAACAAGAAUGCUCUGUGAAAAUCGAAUAUAACCGCUACGAUUGGACCACUAACAGCAAUGGGAAUCAUCGAAAAUUCGCUGCCUGGGACUUGUGGGAUCUGUGGCGAUGAGACAUUUAAGAUUUUGAUGAACCUCUAUACUUCUCACCAUGAUGUAAUAUGUUGCUGAUGAUCUCAGCGUUCUUUCUUUAAAGAAUUCUCACGACGACACCUUCCGCCGAACGGAGAUGAGAGUGUAGUUCUGUUCCUUACCUUAAUUCCG